Molecule: messenger RNA, 2131 nt
Organism: Ilex paraguariensis (yerba mate)
Lineage: Eukaryota; Viridiplantae; Streptophyta; Magnoliopsida; Aquifoliales; Aquifoliaceae
Source: the annotation of a GenBank genome assembly
ACACACACACAUAUAUAUAUAUAUAUCUGUCUCUCCAAUGGAAGCGUUACGUUUUGCUUCUUCACAUUCACCUCUCCUUCGCCCGAAAUUCACCACCAAUGACAACGUCAAAGCGGUCACCACCACCGCCAGCAACAAAUCGAGACUGUUUGUCUCCGCCACACUGUCCAAAUCAAUGGCAGAGAUUUCCCCCUUGCAGUCCUCCACCAAUACUUCGCUUAAAGAGCCGUUGGCAGGUCCUACACCACCACGACGUCAAUCUCCUCAAUUGCUCUCAGUCUCACCGGCUUCUCUACAAUGUCCACCUGGAGAGCUGGUCGGUGUGCCGGACCAUACGGUUACAGACGGUGAAUUGAGUGCGAUGGAGUACUUGACCAACGUAUUGGCGUCCAAGGUUUACGAUAUUGUUCCAAGAGACACGCCAUUGGAGCUCGCGCCGAAGCUCUCGGAGAGGCUUGGGGUCAAUGUCUGGCUUAAGAGAGAGGAUCUCCUGUCUGUUUUCUCAUUCAAACUUCGAGGAGCUUAUAAUAUGAUGGCUAAACUUCCAAAGGAGCAGCUGGAAAGAGGUGUCAUUUGCUCAUCGGCAGGAAAUCAUGCCCAAGGUGUUGCAUUGUCUGCCAGGAAAUUGGGGUGUGAUGCUGUCAUUGCUAUGCCUUCUACUACGCCAGAGAUCAAGUGGAAGGCAGUUAAGGCAUUAGGUGCAAUGGUUGUCCUCGUGGGGGACUCUUAUGAUGAAGCACAAACAUACGCCAAAGAACGAGCUGAAAAGGAAGGUCGCACUUUCAUACCUCCUUUUGAUCACCCUGAUAUCAUCGCAGGUCAGGGAACAGUUGGAAUGGAGAUUGUGCGUCAAAUGAAUGGACCGGUGGAUGCUAUAUUUGUGCCCAUUGGUGGUGGUGGUUUAAUAGCUGGCAUUGCUGCCUAUGUAAAGAGGGUUUCCCCAGAGGUCAAGAUUAUUGGAGUGGAGCCUUCUGAUGCAAAUGCAAUGGCUUUAUCAUUACAUCAUAAUCAAAGAGUUGUGCUGGAUCAGGUGGGAGGUUUUGCAGAUGGUGUAGCUGUUAAAGUAGUUGGUGAAGAGACGUUCCGUUUAUGCAAAGAAUUGGUAGACGGGGUAGUUCUUGUAAGUCGUGAUGCUAUUUGCGCUUCCAUAAAGGACAUGUUUGAGGAGAAAAGGAGCAUUCUAGAACCUGCAGGUGCUCUUGCCCUUGCUGGCGCUGAAGCAUACUGCAAGUAUUAUGGCCUCAAGGAUGUGAAUGUCAUUGCAAUAACCAGUGGAGCAAACAUGAACUUCGAUAGACUGAGAUUGGUAACUGAACUUGCAGAUGUUGGUCGGCAACGGGAGGCUGUGCUUGCAACUUCCAUGCCAGAAGUGCCUGGCAGUUUUAAACAAUUUUGUGAACUGGUGGGACGGAUGAAUAUCACUGAGUUCAAGUAUAGAUAUCAUUCUGAUAAAAAACCAGCUCUUGUAUUGUACAGUGUCGGCCUCCAUACACCUCUAGAACUUGAAGCAAUGAUGGAGAGGAUGGAAUCUUCAAAACUUAAAACCAUCAAUAUGACGAACGAUGACUUGGUUAAGGAUCAUCUACGGCACUUGAUGGGUGGUCGAUCAAAUGUUCAAAAUGAGGUUCUUUGUCGGUUCAUUUUCCCAGAGAGGCAAGGAGCAUUGAUGAAAUUCUUGGGUGCUUUCAGUCCACGUUGGAAUAUUACUUUGUUCCAUUACCGCGGACAGGGAGAAAUUGGUGCUAAUGUAUUAGUCGGUAUCCAAGUCGCUUCGACUGAGAUGGAUGAGUUUCAGAAUCGUGCCCGCAGUCUUGGAUACGAGUAUGCGGUGGAGACCAGUAAUGAGGCAUUCCAGCUUUUAAUGCUUUGAGCAGAGCUGUCUUUCUUAUAUUGAGUGCGAAGAGGAGGAGGUAUGGGUUGUUGGUACUUUUUGGGUUUCUAGGAAUGUGCCAUGUGAUUAUGGCUAGCCACUAGAUCCUCCAUGUAAUAAUGGGUCUAUCCUAAGUCAACAUUGGGCUUGUACUUCCAAAUAAAUGAGGAUUUAUGCUAAUGAUUAUUGUAAUUGUGGUCCAGCAGUGUUACUGUGACAGUUUACAAAUGCAAACUAUAGCCAUUUAUAUGUCCUCCAUGU